UAAAAAUAUUUCAACAUGAACAAAAUAUUUAAGCCACACUUGUUCAAACCAGUUUCAUGGACGGUAGUUAGAAAUUAUGCGAAAGUGGAGAGGUUUAUGUGGUGCCAAAAGGAGAUCCCAGGGCGUCCGAAAGUGGUCUUCAAGGACGGCAAUGAAAUUCCCGUAAUAGGUCUAGGUACUUGGAUGAGCCCCAAAGGUCAGGUCACCGAGGCUGUCAAAAUCGCCAUCGAUGCUGGAUACAGGCACAUUGAUUGUGCCCAUGUCUACCAGAACGAGGAUGAGGUCGGCGAGGGUAUUGAGAUCAAGAUCAAGGAGGGAGUUGUCAAGCGUGAGGACCUGUUCGUUACCAGCAAACUGUGGAACACUUUCCAUCGUCCGGAUCUGGUCAGGACUGCCGUGGAGAAUACGCUGUCUGCCCUGAAGCUUAAGUACCUGGAUCUGUACCUGAUCCACUGGCCCAUGGGCUAUAAGGAGGGAUGUGAACUCUUCCCGGUCGACAAGCAGGGUAACACUCAGUACUCACCGGUCGACUAUGUGGACACCUGGAAGGCCAUGGAGAAGCUGGUCGAGGACGGCCUGGUCAAGUCCAUUGGUGUGUCCAACUUCAACAGGAAGCAGAUCGAGCGUGUGCUCGCUGUUGCCAAGAUCCCCCCAGCUACCAACCAGAUCGAGUGCCAUCCGUAUCUGACCCAGAAGAAACUGAUUGACUUCUGCAAGUCGAAGGACAUUGCGAUCACCGCUUACAGUCCCCUGGGCUCGCCCAACCGCCCCUGGGCCAAGGAAGGCGAUCCGGUCAUCCUGGAGGAGCCCAAGAUCAAGGAGCUGGCAGCCAAACUGAAGAAGACCCCUGGACAGGUUCUGAUCCGUUACCAGAUCCAGCGCACCAACAUCGUUAUUCCCAAGUCGGUGACCAAGGACCGCAUCGAAUCCAACUUCCAGGUCUUUGAUUUCGUACUGUCUCCCGAGGACAUUGCGGUUAUCGAGAGUUUCGAGUGCAACGGUCGUCUGGUACCUUUGCUUAAGGAGGCUGGUGCCCACAAGUACUAUCCCUUCCACGACGAGUAUUAACCAUAUUUUGAAAUCGAUAUAUGCCAAACGAACAGUUUCGAAGAACAUUACUUAGUGAGAAGCCAUGCCUAUUGAAAAUUAAACCUCUCAAGAUUCCCAAGAACAACCACAUAUGUUAAUGGUGUAUAUCAUACCCAAUACGGUCAUCCCCAUCAUCCAUUUGAGAACGACGAAUACUAAUAAGCCACGCAAAACUGUGAAAAGUUCAAAUUAUUGAUUUGUUCCACAAACAUUUAAUCUUAAAAAGUAAUGAAUAAACAAACAACAUGAAA
This is a messenger RNA of Drosophila bipectinata, 1340 nucleotides long. RefSeq names its product Aldo-keto reductase 1B (gene Akr1B). The record is from RefSeq and is a predicted model, not a curated record. Gene Ontology annotation, molecular function: aldose reductase (NADPH) activity. Gene Ontology annotation, cellular component: cytosol. NCBI's taxonomy places the organism in Eukaryota, Metazoa, Arthropoda, Insecta, Diptera, Drosophilidae.